Messenger RNA from Cetraspora pellucida, 303 nucleotides. The record is from the annotation of a GenBank genome assembly. NCBI's taxonomy places the organism in Eukaryota, Fungi, Glomeromycota, Glomeromycetes, Diversisporales, Gigasporaceae.
AUGAAAGAAAUGUAUGCUGACAUCGAAGCACUUCAUUUUCAAAACAUAAUGAAUUUUGAAGAAUAUGUCAAUUAUCCAGAAGAAAAAGAAACAAAUAAAAUAUUAAAUAAUGAGAAGAUUUUGGCUCUUUUUACCAAUCUGAAACCUGAAAAGACUAAAGAUACCAAAGAGGAAGAGAAUGAAAGUGAUAGAAAGGAGGAUGAUAGUACAGAAAUAUACCAAAUUACUCAUUGCAAAGCACUAAGUGCCAUAAAAGUGCUUGAAUACUACUUUAUACAACAAGAUAUUGAUAAGGCAGCCUAG